GAUACAAGGAACAUGGAAACCGGCACCCCAGCCUCAGAGCAGACUAGCUGCGCCAAAGAGGAUCAGCAGGUUGGUUUCCUUGAAGAUACUGGAGGUGCCGAGGCUGUGCGCACUGCAGAUCCGAAGAGCACUGAAGACGGUCGACCCCAAGAUGAGCCGGGCAGCGGCAACCAGGAGAAUUCUGGGCAGCUGAUGGCUUCCUAUGAAGGUACAGCCAGGGGGUAUCAGGUGCCUCCCUUUGGCUGGCGCAUCUGCCUCGCUCAUGAGUUUAUAGAGAAGAGGAAACCCUUUCAAGCCAACAACGUCUCCCUGAGCAACUUGGUGAAGCAUGUAGGCAUGGGCUUGAGGUACUUGUGCUGGUGGUACAGGAAGACUCAGGUGGAAAAGAAAAAACCUUUCAUUGACAUGUUAAAUUGCUUGCCCUUAAGACAGAUCUAUGGUUGUCCUUUGGGUGGCAUUGGAGGAGGUACUAUCACCCGUGGCUGGAGAGGCCAGUUUUGUCGUUGGCAGCUCAACCCUGGAAUAUACCAGCACCAAACAGUCAUUGCUGACCAAUUCACAGUGUGCUUACGUCGGGAAGGGCAGACUGUAUACCAGCAAGUCCUGUCCCUGGAGCACCCAAGUGUCCUGCGCAGUUGGAACUGGGGCCUCUGUGGGUUCUUUGCCUUCUACCAUGCCCUCUAUCCCCGAGCCUGGACUGUUUAUCAGCUUCCUGGCCAGAAUGUCACCCUCACCUGCCGACAAAUUUCACCCAUCUUACCCCACGAUUACGAGGAUAGCAGCUUGCCUGUAGGAGUCUUUGUGUGGGAUGUGGAAAAUGACAGUGAUGAAGCCCUGGAUGUGUCCAUCAUGUUUUCCAUGCGGAAUGGACUUGGGGGCGAGGAUGAUGCCCCAGGCGGUUUAUGGAAUGAGCCCUUCAGACUAGAGCAAGAUGGAGAAACUGUACAGGGGUUGCUGCUGCAUCAUCCCACCCUUCCAAACCCUUACAUAAUGGCUGUGGCUGCACGACUCACGGCAGAUACCACGGUAACCCACAUCACAGCCUUUGACCCUGACAACACUGGGCAGCAGGUGUGGCAGGAUCUACUUCAGGAUGGACAGCUGGACUCCCCUCCUGGCCGAAGCGCCCCCACUCAGAAAGGAGUCGGCAUUGCAGGAGCUGUGUGUGUUGCAGGGAAGCUGCCGCCUCGAGGACGAUGCUGCCUGGAGUUCUCACUAGCAUGGGAUAUGCCUAGGAUUGUGUUUGGAGCCAAGGAACAUGUACACUACAGGCGAUACACAAGGUUCUUUGGUCAAAGUGGUGAUGCAGCACCCGCCCUUAGCCACUAUGCACUGUGCCAAUAUGCAGACUGGGAAGAGAAGAUCUCGGCUUGGCAAAGCCCGAUAUUGGAAGACAGAUCCUUGCCUGCCUGGUACAAAUCUGCAUUGUUCAAUGAACUGUACUUCUUGGCUGAUGGAGGCACAGUAUGGCUGGAAGUUCCUGAGGAUUCCCUACAGGAGGAACUGGAGGGUACCUUAAGGCAGCUUCGCCCCAUGCUACAGGAGUAUGGUCGAUUUGGCUAUCUUGAAGGCCAGGAAUAUCGCAUGUACAACACAUAUGAUGUCCACUUUUAUGCCUCCUUCGCUCUUGUAAUGCUCUGGCCCAAACUGGAGCUCAGCCUGCAGUAUGACAUGGCUCUGGCCACUCUGAAGGAAGACCUAACACGACGACGAUACCUGAUGAGUGGGCUGAUGGCACCUGUGAAAACGAGGAAUGUCAUCCCACACGACAUUGGGGACCCAGAUGAUGAGCCGUGGCUCCGGGUCAAUGCAUAUUUGAUCCACGACACUGCUGACUGGAAGGACCUAAACCUGAAGUUUGUGCUGCAAGUUUAUCGGGACUAUUAUCUGACCGGUGACCAGGGCUUCCUGAAGGACAUGUGGCCUGUGUGCUUGGCUGUUAUGGAGUCUGAGAUGGAGUUUGACAAGGAUCAUGAUGGACUCAUUGAGAACGGAGGCUAUGCAGACCAGACCUAUGACGGAUGGGUUGCCACGGGGCCCAGUGCAUACUGUGGAGGGCUGUGGCUGGCAGCUGUCGCUAUGAUGGUCCAGAUGGCUAUUCUUUGUGGAGCACAGGACAUUCAGGAGAAGUUUUCUUCCAUCCUUAGCCAGGGCCAAGAAGCCUAUGAGAGGUUGCUGUGGAAUGGCCGCUACUACAACUAUGAUAGCAGCUCCCACCCUUGGUCCCGUUGUAUCAUGUCUGACCAGUGUGCUGGUCAGUGGUUCCUGAGGGCCUGUGGUCUAGGAGAAGGAGACACGGAGGUAUUUCCUACCACACAUGUGGUCUGUGCUCUCCAAACUAUCUUCAAGUUCAACGUCCAGGCCUUUGCAGGAGGAGCCAUGGGAGCUGUGAAUGGGAUGCAGCCCCAUGGGGUCCCUGAUAGAUCCAGUAUCCAGUCUGAUGAAGUCUGGGUGGGUGUGGUCUAUGCACUGGCAGCCACCAUGAUCCAGGAGGGCCUGACAUCCGAAGGCUUCCAGACAGCUGAAGGCUGCUACCGCACAGUAUGGGAACACCUGGGUCUGGCCUUCCAGACGCCUGAGGCAUACUGCCAGCAGCAUGUGUUCCGCUCCCUGGCUUACAUGCGGCCUCUGAGCAUCUGGGCCAUGCAGCUGGCCCUGCAGCAGCAGCAGCAGCAGCAUAAAAAGGCCUCCAAGCCAAUAGCUGAACAAAACACAGGACUAAACAGAAGGCCUAAAUCUGGACCAAAGGAAGCCAUAGCAAACCUGAGCCCAGAGUGAGCCCUGUGAACUGUGAGAGGGAGGAGCUGACAGGCCCAGCCUCCAGUCUGGCCUUCCCUCCUUUCUGGCAAUCUCCUGCAUCCCUGAGCCACCAGGACAAUCAUACCUCCUUCCCCAUCCCAACCCAGCUGUGCCAGUAAAGAGGGGUGGGGGAGAUCCACGCGUCAGAAUCACUUAUUUAUUUCUUUCCUUACCCGCUCCCCUCAUUGCAUGAAGUGUUCAAGGCGGAUCACCUGAAUCUACCAGGGCCAUUCACAGGAUAACAGGUACACAAAAGUACAAAUAAAAGACCUAGAAAGCUAUUAA
This is a messenger RNA of Elephantulus edwardii (Cape elephant shrew), 3084 nucleotides long. It is a transcript of the gene GBA2, whose product is annotated as glucosidase, beta (bile acid) 2. Gene Ontology annotation, molecular function: glucosylceramidase activity; beta-glucosidase activity. Lineage: Eukaryota; Metazoa; Chordata; Mammalia; Macroscelidea; Macroscelididae. Bases 13 to 2778 code for a protein of 921 amino acids. Gene Ontology annotation, cellular component: membrane. Gene Ontology annotation, biological process: carbohydrate metabolic process; glucosylceramide catabolic process; central nervous system development. The record is from RefSeq and is a predicted model, not a curated record. The transcript is spliced from 17 exons.